Molecule: messenger RNA, 2262 nt
Organism: Prunus avium (sweet cherry)
Lineage: Eukaryota; Viridiplantae; Streptophyta; Magnoliopsida; Rosales; Rosaceae
Product: Tetratricopeptide repeat (TPR)-like superfamily protein
Molecular function (GO): protein binding
Source: RefSeq, a predicted model, not a curated record
GUUUUCACCAUUUUUCAGAUUUUCUUUGCCUUUUUCCUUAAAACUCAGCCAAGGUGGCUUUCGACAUGUCCCAUAGUCUUUUCUUCUGGUAAACUGAUGGCACUUCCCUCCAUAGCAAGAAGGCUACGAAGCAAACAUCCCCAGCUCUUCCUAUCACAUACGCUGCUUCCGUCCAUUUCUAACUCACCGUCUCCUCCUCAUUCUUCACACCCUCUCCCCCAGCAUCUCUCUCAAACAUUUCAUCGAACACUUCUCGUUCCCUUUCAAACCCCUCGCCAUUUCUCUACUCUCCAACCCUUCUCAGCCCAAACUCUCAACGACCCAUUGGGCUUCGAUGCCCAACGAUUCAAGACAAACGACCCGUACAAGUCGGGUCUCACCCAAUUUCUCGAAUUGCUCAAACAUGCCGCCCAUUUUGCCUCAGAAGCCGAGGCCAUGCCUUUUCUCGACAAGUCGGGCAUUGAGGUGAAUGGAGAUACGGUCCUUUUAGCGAUUUGGGAAUUGAGGGAAGACUGGAAAUUGGCGUUUUUGGCUUUCAAAUGGGGUGAGAAAUUGGGUUGUUGCGAUGAAGAGGCUUGUAGUUUGAUGGUAUGGGUUUUGGGGAGUCACAGAAAGUUCAGUACUGCUUGGUGUUUGAUACGGGACUUGCAUCGGGCUCUGAUGGAUACACGGCGUGCUAUGCUUAUUAUGAUUGAGAGAUAUGCAUCUGUAAAUGAUCCAUGUAAGGCCAUUAAGACAUUCCAGAUGAUGGACAAGUUCAGGUUGACUCCUGAUCAAGAAGCAUUCCACACCCUCUUGAAUGCUCUCUGUAAAUAUGGAAACAUUGAAGAAGCUGAAGAAUUCAUGCUUGUUAAUAAGAAGCUUUUCUCACUGGAGACUGAGGGCUUUAACAUUAUUCUCAAUGGGUGGUGUAACAUAUCUGUUGAUGUAUUUGAAGCCAAGAGAGUUUGGAGAGAAAUGUCAAAAUGUUGUAUUACACCAGAUGCAACUUCUUAUACACAUUUGAUUUCCUGCUUGUCAAAGGUUGGAAAGCUUUUUGACUCCCUUAGGUUCUAUGAUCAAAUGAAGAAAAGGGGCUUUGUUCCUGGCCUCAAAGUUUAUAAUUCAUUGAUUUAUGCACUAACUUGUGAAAAUUGCUAUAACGAAGCUCUCAAAAUGCUGGGCAAUUUGAAACAAAUGGGUUUGCAGCCAGAUUCUACUACCUAUAACUCAAUGAUAUGUCCUUUAUGUGAAUCAAAAAAGAUAGAGGAGGCGAGGCAGAUGUUGAGCGCAAUGAGAGAGGAUAAUAUCAGCCCAACUAUUGAGACUUACCAUGCAUUUCUCCAGAGCACAGGUUUAGAGGGAACUCUUGAAAUUCUUAAUCGAAUGAAGAAAGCAAAUUUAGGUCCUAAUGGCGAUGCCUUUCUUAUGAUUCUUGGAAAGUUCUUCAGAUUAGAGCAACCUGAGAUGGCAUUGAAGAUUUGGACAGAAAUGAAGCACUAUGGAGUAGUGCCUGAUUCUACACAUUACACAGUAAUGGUACAGGGCCUGGCAAAUCGUCGUUUGUUAAUGAAGGCCAGGGAACUUUUUGCUGAGAUGAGGUCAAACGGAUUUUUGGGAGAUCCAAAGCUUGAAAAGCUUUUGAAGGAACCAGUUGGAGGCAGUAGUGUAAAAGGCAAACAGAGACCGAGACCGGUCAAGCAAGCGACGAGGGUUAAUCAAAAGCAAGGCAGGAUGAAGAGAUGGAAAAGUCCACACCAAUCAAGAGAGGAGAAGACAUCAAUUGAAUAGUCUAAUCUGAAAUUUUGACUGCAUGUCAAAAAUCUUGGAAAGAUCCUCUCUGCCAGUUCUUGCAGAACUUUUUGCAAAUUCCAUAUGGAAGAUAUGGGUUGUUGUUGUUGGAAAAGUUGCUAAGGAGCUUCUUCUGCAAAAUUGACUCCUAGAAACCUUUCAACUUGUGCUAUCUGGUUUUCAUUCUUGACAACUGAUCAAAACAAAAUUGAUUUAGCAUUUAGAAAGAAGGAGCUGAGCCUCUUGAAUGGUGCAAAAAAUAUAUUAUGAAGGAGCAUUUGAUUCACAUUGUUGUUUUAUUUGGGGAUCAAUGCUAUUGUUUCUAUAUGUUCCUGCUUCUCACUCAUCUAUGCUGGUGGAGGAAGAGAAUGAAGAACCUUUUACUUUAUACAGAGUUUCCAGAUCCGUUUAGAAGGAAGUGAACGAAGAACCCUUUGCUUUAUAACUCAUAAUUGUGAACAACUCUUGAUGUAAGAUAUUUUCACUAUUUUU